AUGUAUGCUCCAGAAGUGGAUGCCGAUGUGUUUCAGCAGGUUCUUGACGUAAUGCAACCCUUCCGUCUAUCGAUGGAAGAUUACAUGGACAUUAAGAAUGCGCUUUUGGCUGCACUGCGCUCAGGUCUUAAACUGAGGCGUCGCGACAAGUCGUCCGUAAAGAUGUAUCCGUCAUAUGUUACAAAAAUGCCAACUGGUGAAGAAUGUGGUCAGUACUUAGCACUUGAUCUCGGCGGCACGAAUUUCCGAGUAUGCCUGGUUACUCUCUCCGGUAAAAAGGAACCUCCCAUUGUUGAGCAAAGAACUCAUGCUAUCCCUGUUGAAAAAAUGCGAGGAACUGGCACCGAGCUUUUUGAUUACUUGGCAGCAAAUAUCCACGAAUUUCUUCGUCUCCGUGGCCUUCUCGAUAGGGAAUUCAAGCUUGGAUUUACGUAUUCUUUUCCGUGCGAACAGGCUGGACUAAAUACGUCCUUCCAUGUUCGGUGGACGAAGGGGUUCUCGGCCAGUGGUGUUGUAGGGCGCAAUGUUGCAGAUCUCUUACAAAGUUCAAUCGACAAAACUGGUGCAAAUGUCAAGUGUGUAGCUGUUGUAAACGACACUGUUGGCACCUUAGCGGCCUGCUCAUUGGAGGAUAAAAGAUGCGCCGUUGGUCUCAUUGUGGGAACUGGUUCUAAUGCCGCCUAUUUGGAGGAUAUCGACAAAGUUGAGCUGAUCACUGCACGUAGACUUAGUGGUGAAUUAAAUGAAGAGGAGGUUGCCCAUGCCACUAGUGUUGUUAUCAAUAUGGAAUGGGGCGCCUUUGGAGAUUAUGGUGAACUGGACUACUACCGGACCGAAUUUGAUGAAAUUUUGGACAAAGAGAGCAUCGUGCCGGGAAAACAGAAGUUUGAGAAGAUGUGUUCGGGAAUGUAUCUUGGUGAAAUAGUACGGCUCAUUUUGCUGGAUCUCAUUGAAAAGAGUCUUCUCUUCCAAGGUCAAGUCCCUGAGCGCCUACGCAAUAAAGAUAGCUUUCAUACUAAAUAUAUUACUGAAACUGAAAGAGACCCACCGCAUCUCCUCUACAGCACCCUAUAUAUGUUGACAGAGGAUCUCUUGGUUCCUACAGUCACACCUCAGGAUAGUCGAAUUGUGCGUUAUGUCUGUGAGGUGGUUGCCAGCCGUGCAGCCCAUCUCACUGGUGCUGGCAUUGCCGCAGUGCUAGAGCACAUCAAACGACCCGAAGUCUCCAUUGGAAUCGAUGGCUCCCUCUACAAAUUGCAUCCGCGUUUUCGUGAACGUAUGACUGACAUUCUUGAUAAACUUCUUCCUCCCACAAUUCACUUCCGUCUCCGUUUGUCUGAAGAUGGUAGUGGAAAAGGGGCAGCCGCCAUUGCAGCAGUUUUUGCAGGAUAG
Hydatigera taeniaeformis is the source of this 1392-nucleotide messenger RNA. The record is from the annotation of a GenBank genome assembly. NCBI's taxonomy places the organism in Eukaryota, Metazoa, Platyhelminthes, Cestoda, Cyclophyllidea, Taeniidae.